AUGGAAACAAACGGUGUGUCCGCAGGGAAACGGAAGCACGGUGGAUCGCCAGCCCCAGAUCGCCCAACAAAGCAUCUCCGAGAGGAGUCUUUCGAGAUCGAUGAGGACGAGAUGAUGCCGGGGGAGGAUGGUAGUUUCAUUGUUGAAGCCAGCAGGAUGCUACCCCCAACCGCUGCGACGCAUGAUUCAGCAGAAUGGCAGAGGACCAUCGAGAGUGUAGUUCGCAACGUUGUAUCGAUUCGGUUCUGCCAGACAUGCUCCUUCGACACCGACUCUGCUAUCACAAGCGAAGCUACGGGAUUUGUUGUGGAUGCUGAAAAGGGUUACAUCUUGACAAACCGACACGUUGUUUGUUCGGGUCCGUUUUCGGGAUACUGCGUUUUUGACAACCAUGAAGAGUGCGACGUCUUUCCAGUGUAUCGCGACCCUAUCCAUGAUUUUGGUAUUUUGCGGUUCGACCCGAAGGCGAUCAAGUACAUGCCUGUUGCCGCCCUAGAACUGAGGCCAGAUCUUGCGCAUGUUGGCGCGGAAAUCAGAGUUGUUGGUAACGAUGCUGGAGAGAAACUCAGUAUUUUAUCAGGUGUCAUCAGUAGAGUAGACAGAAAUGCGCCAGAUUACGGGGAUGGAUACAACGACUUCAACACAAACUACAUUCAAGCAGCAGCUUCUGCUAGCGGGGGAAGUUCUGGCAGUCCCGUGGUUAAUGUAGAUGGUUAUGCUGUUGCCCUACAGGCUGGAGGUAGCACUGAAGCUGCAACCGAUUAUUUCCUGCCCCUUGACAGGCCUUUACGAGCGCUCAGGUGCAUUCAAACGGGCCAGCCAGUCACUCGUGGAACCAUUCAAACACAGUGGUUAUUGAAACCUUUCGAUGAAUGUCGGAGAGUAGGGCUUACGGCAGAGUGGGAGGCUGCUGUGAGAAAAGGAUUUCCAAAGGAGAUCGGCAUGUUAGUCGCUGAAAUUGUUCUCCCAGAGGGUCCUGCUCAUAAUCAUAUCGAAGAAGGUGAUAUCUUGAUCAAGCUCAAUGGAGAGUUGAUCACCAAGUUUGUCCAGUUGGACAAUAUUUUGGAUAGCUCCGUGGGCCAGAAGGUCAAGUUAUUAGUCCAGCGCGGAGGACAAGAUAUGGAAGUCGAAAUUGAGGUUGGCAACUUGCAUGACAUUACACCGGAUCGGUUUGUGACUGUUUGUGGAGCUGCCUUCCACGACCUUUCAUAUCAAUUGGCCAGGCUAUAUGCGAUUGCCGUAAAGGGGGUGUAUGUAUGCGAACCAGCUGGCUCGUUCAGAUUUGAUGGAAUGGACAAAGGAUGGAUCAUUGAGUCAGUAGGCAACAAGAAAUGUUACAACCUUAGUGCGUUCAUCGAUAUAAUGAAGAGUAUACCAGAUCGUGCCCGAGUGGUGGUUACUUAUCGCCAUCUCCGUGAUUUGCACACUAUGCAUACUUCAAUAUUGUACAUUGACCGACACUGGAGUACGAAAAUGAGAAUGGCGAUCCGAAAUGACUCUACGGGACUGUGGGAUUUCUCAGACAUCGGAGAUCCUCUACCCCCAGUGGACCUUGUGCCUCGAUCCGCCCAGUUUAUCCGAUUAGAUAAUGUGAGCUAUUCAGCAGCAACUGAUUUGAUUCGCAGCUUUGUGCGGAUAUCAUGCACAAUGCCCAUUAAACUCGAUGGGUUCCCAAGAGCUAGAAAAACUGGAUUUGGUUUGGUUGUCGAUGCUGGACUAGGACUCGUUGUAGUUUCCAGGGCAGUCGUGCCCUACGAUUUGUGUGAUAUUUCAAUCACUGUUGCCGAAUCCAUCAUUGUGCCUGGCAAAGUUCUGUUUAUGCAUCCAUUGCAAAAUUAUGCUGUGGUGCAAUACGAUCCGAAGCUUGUAGAUGCACCUGUGCAAUCUGCAAAGCUAAGCACUGAGCACGUCAAACAAGGUUCCCCCACAAUCUUCUUGGGUUUUAAUCAGAACCUGAGAGUUGUGGUUGCCAAGACUUCAGUCACAGACAUCACCACCGUCGCUGUUCCCGCCAACUCAUCUGCCCCACGAUACCGCGCUAUCAAUGUCGAUGCUAUUACGGUAGAUACCUCUCUGAGUGGUCAGUGUGGUAGUGGUGUACUUGCAGACGAGGACGGUACCGUCCAGGCCUUAUGGCUUACCUACCUCGGUGAGCGGACCCAUAGUAACAAAGACGUUGAGUACCACCUUGGAUUAGCCACCCCGUCAUUACUACCUGUUAUUCGUCAGCUCCAGGCUGGUGUAAUUCCCAAGCUGCGGAUGUUGAAUGUUGAGCUUCAUCUCGUACAAAUGAGUCAAGUUCGGAUAAUGGGUGUGAGCGACGAAUGGAUUCGCAAAGUCGAAGAGGAUAACCCAGAGCGUCAUCAGCUAUUUAUGGUCCGCAAAGUUGAGUGCGGGUACUCACAGACUCUUGAAGAAGGUGACGUGAUCUUGACCAUCAACGGGAAGGUUAUGACAAGGAUAACAGAACUGGAUGUCAUGUACGAUCACGACUUUUUGGACAUGGUGGUGGUCCGGAAUUGCGAAGAAAUGACCCUAAAAGUUCCCACUGUGCCUACUGAGGACUUGGAGACAGACCGUGCUGUAAUUUUCUGUGGUGCUGUAUUGCACCGACCACACCAUGCAGUUAGGCAGCAGAUUAGCACAUUGCAUUCAGAGAUCUAUGUUUCCGCGCGCACAAGAGGAAGCCCAGCAUAUCAAUACCAGCUAGUACCAACCAACUUCAUUGUUGCGGUGAAUGGAGUUAAGACGCAAGAUUUGACAGCGUUUUUGGCGGAGGUCUCAAAGAUCCCCGAUAACACCUAUUUCAGAUUAAGAGUGAUCACUUUUGACAACAUCCCGUUCGUCAUCACAAUCAAGAAGAAUGAACACUAUUUCCCAACGAUGGAGUUCAUCAAGGAUCCCGCUGAGCCCUGCGGCUGGCGGAGACAAACUUACGAGGGGACCUCAGCACACGCAGGUCUCACAUCAAGUAUCCUCGCCGAGAAUAUGGAAGAAGUUGGUGGUUGCGAGUAA
Molecule: messenger RNA, 3015 nt
Organism: Morchella importuna
Lineage: Eukaryota; Fungi; Ascomycota; Pezizomycetes; Pezizales; Morchellaceae
Exons: 10
Coding region: 1-3015 (1004 amino acids)
Biological process (GO): proteolysis
Molecular function (GO): protein binding; serine-type endopeptidase activity
Source: RefSeq, a predicted model, not a curated record